UUUAAAUUCUACCGCCAGAGUGAGACACUUAUCCGGGUGUGGUGUGAAUGGCUGAAAAUUUCCAGUCUCCAUUUGUUCAUUGUUUGAUUCACUCCAGUGUGAAAGUUUAAUUUACCUAAUUUUCUAUCCAUUUAUAGGUAAAAAAAACUUAUUAAGUGACAAAGAUGUCGGCACGUAAAACAGCAGGUCGUCGUGCCACCACGAAAAAGCGUGCACAAAGAGCAACAUCAAAUGUUUUCGCAAUGUUCGAUCAAGCACAAAUUGCCGAAUUCAAGGAAGCUUUCAAUAUGAUUGAUCAAAAUCAUGACGGUUUCAUUGAUAAGGAAGACCUUCACGAUAUGCUGGCAUCAUUAGGUAAAAAUCCAACUGACGAGUACUUGGAGCAAAUGAUAAACGAGGGCCAGGGUUCGAUAAAUUUCACCAUGUUUUUGACACUCUUCGGCGAGAGACUUCAGGGAACUGAUCCCGAGGAUGUAAUUAAAAAUGCUUUCGGAUGUUUCGACGAAGAAAAUAAUGGACACAUAAACGAGGAACGUCUUCGUGAACUUUUGACAACAAUGGGUGAUCGAUUCACUGACGACGAAGUAGAUGAAAUGUAUCGAGAGGCGCCAAUAAAAGGAUCAAUGUUCGAUUACAUCGAAUUCACACGAAUUCUCAAGCACGGAGCAAAGGACAAGGACGAACAGUGAGAAAAAGCGUGAAAAGAAAAAAAAAAAUGUUCGUAGAUGAUUCCUUUGUUCACUUUUUUUUCUAUUAUUCUUUCUACAAGGAUCGAAUUGAAAAUGUUUUCUUUUUUUCGAGACCUUAUAAUACUUAAUCAGAUUAAGCAUUUCAUUUAAUCACUGAGUGAUUGCAAAUCUCCGCAUAAAAUAUUUACUACGGUUUCCUUUAAUUUAUCACAAAUCGCUGCCUAUUGCAGUUUUUGUUUUUUCUCUUUUGCAAUCCGUCCCCCUUUCAUCAUUCCUUUUUUUUCUUUUCGGGGAUAUGGAAACAAUUGUCUCUUUAAAAGAAGAUUUUUUGAAAUUAAGGGAUUUAUUGCACAUUGUUUCUAGAAGAGUUGGUAAUUUUAUAUGCAUUUUUAAAUUAUUUCGAGAAAAACAAAUUCUAUUAUUAUUUAUCGAUAGCGUUUUUUUUGUAUAAAAGCGAACGCAUUGUAAAGUAUUUUUCACUUAUACAUUUAUAGAUAUUUAGAGUCAUAUUUACCAAUGAAUUGGCGUUUGUAUUUUAAUAUUUACAUUAUAACAAUUACAGUUGA
This is a messenger RNA of Leptopilina heterotoma, 1255 nucleotides long. RefSeq names its product myosin regulatory light chain sqh (gene sqh). NCBI's taxonomy places the organism in Eukaryota, Metazoa, Arthropoda, Insecta, Hymenoptera, Figitidae. The transcript is spliced from 4 exons. Gene Ontology annotation, molecular function: calcium ion binding; myosin heavy chain binding. Bases 165 to 689 code for a protein of 174 amino acids. The record is from RefSeq and is a predicted model, not a curated record. Gene Ontology annotation, biological process: locomotion; post-embryonic development. Gene Ontology annotation, cellular component: myosin II complex; cytoplasm.